CAUAGGAAGAACAUGAAAAGAUGGGAAGUAAUUCUCAGGUACGAGCAACACUGUCGCAUAGCGCUUGAAUUGCUUGAAUUGCCGAACUCUCGCGGGAAGUUCAUUGUUUUUGCAUGAAUACAUUCCAGUGUUUCAUACCAGAACACUAAAUAGCACACUGUAAACCUUUAUUCUUGAUUGUGAUGCAAAUAUGCAUCUAUUCCACGCGUAUGAGGAUCCACGUGCUUGUACUUGGAAGCAGGGCAACAGGAAUAUGAUUAUGAGGUGGGAAGGGGAAUUUUGUCUGCGAUAUUCAUUAUAUUUGUCAAAGAACAAUGGUAGCAGCUUAACUUCAAUAUUGUAUCCAAGAUCUACUGGUGCUGUUUUUUUUGUUCAAUACUUAUACCAUGGUUUGUAUAUCACACGCUGCUUCAUGGAAUUAAUGUACCGUGCCUCAUUCUUCCAAACUAGAUCAUCUACGUAUACUCUUUUUUAUCCCGUCUAUAGUACAGACAUUUCUGCAUCUAUAGAUUCUUACCGCAUGCAGCAGCCUUAUGCAUAUUUGCUUGACCUUGCCCUCUAUAAUAGAGAGCCCCUUAAAAGGCUAGUCGUCGGUUAGACUGUAAUAUCUUUUAGAGAGGUCUUAUACUCCAUGAACCCAUGUGAGUUUUUUGAAUCAGCUCAGCAAGACUGGUGGCGCAGAGACAAACUAGUGCACCGCAGCACAUGCAGAGAGCCCAUGUCGUGGCAAUGAAAGUCAAGGAAAAGAAAAAUGAAGAAUAUAA
Molecule: messenger RNA, 764 nt
Organism: Lobosporangium transversale
Lineage: Eukaryota; Fungi; Mortierellomycota; Mortierellomycetes; Mortierellales; Mortierellaceae
Exons: 1
Coding region: 191-598 (135 amino acids)
Source: RefSeq, a predicted model, not a curated record